CAAGUAACCAAUCAAAAUGAAGCAUAAACACAUCGCCAUCUUGAGAGUCAAGAGUGCAUUGGUUUCCUCAUGAAGAAAAGUCUAACAUAUUUUCCAUAUGAGCCGAUAUCUGUAAAUUAAGACAGGUAUUCUAGAUGACCUUUACAACUCGAGCAUUACAGAUCUUAUUGCUUAACACUUUAGAAAUGCUGGAUUAACAUGUCUCAGUGUUAAUAAAGCUGGAAAUAAACAAUGGAUCCUAAAGGUGAUCGUUUAAGGAAGAUACAGAGUGGUCAACUCAAAUUACCGGAAUCUGUUCUCAAGAGUAACAAUAUUGUGUUGACUGCUGAUAAGCCGAUUGGCGGGGGAGGUGGAUGUUUAGAGGGUGGACCACGUCCACGACCAGCAGCUAGAGAAGAACAAGCUGGUCUGACGACAUCACGUACACCGAUCAUCAUUCCAAUUAAAGGUGGCAAUAACAAAAUGACUCUGUCCACUGCCGAGAUACCACUGCCAUCUCACUCUGAUAUUCCCUUGCCAGAGGCUGGGGAUAUACCCCUCCCAUCAGCUGAUAUGGUAAAUAUACCCCUGCCCAGUGGUAUUCUGCCAUCAAGUAAACAUGAAGAUAUACCUUUGCCAUCGAAUGAUAGCAUUCCAUUGCCUGCUGAAAGGCAAGCUGUGCAGCAGACGGAGAGAAAGCGUAUUAAGGUGUCGUUAUCUCAUUUGGAGCCGAAGGGCGAUGAAUUGUUGUGUCGGUCAUGUGUGAUGAGGUUUGCGAAGCAGAUAGAUUACGACACGCACCUACAAUCCGACGCUCACCAACAGGCGAUAAAACAGUCAGACAUUCAGAGUCACGGUGCCAGUCUACUUACAAAAAGACUUGACAAGUCUCCAAGUCAUGAUAACAAGUCAGGCCAUGUAUCAUUCAGCUUUAAAAAGAAUUAUGGUUCUCGGAUUGUCAAUACACAGCCGUUUAUACCAGUCCGUCGAGAGGAGAAGAGAGCCUCACCAGUGGAGAUCAAGCUACUCAAACCAGAAACAGACGUGAACGAUGCAGUAGAUGGUGGAAUAGAGAAGAUAGAGAAUGGCAGUACAACCGGAAGUUUGGAGGGUAGUGAGAGAGAUGAGUGUAAAAGUGAGAGAGAGGAAGAGAAAGGGCCAGAAAAUAAAAUAUUAAUGGAAGAUUUUGUUAAGGUUCAAAGUAAAGAUGAUUCAGGGAGAGUGCUUGAUUGGCCAAAAGAAAUGAUUCAGUAUUCAAAGACAGAGCCUAGACUUAUGUACAGUUGUAAUCCUUUGUCUUUUGAUUUUUCUCAGUUGUUUUCUACUAAAAAGAAAUCUCCUGGUCAUGCUGGUCAGGGUACAAGUAGUGUGACACUGGACAAUGAUUCAGAACAGAAAGGAAGUGAAGAAAUUGAACAGAAAACCGAAGAUGCCCUUAAGGCAGAUAGUGAAAAGAAAAAGUCUCAUAAAAAGAAGAAAAAGAAGCAUAAGCAUAAAAAACACAAGGAUAAAAAUGAAGUAAAAGAUGCUGCUGCUGAUGAUGAUGAAAGUAAGAAAGUUGGUGAAGAAACAAGUACAAGUAGUAAAAAGAAGAAAAAGAAACACAAAAGAAAACAUGAAGAUAAAGAGAAUGACACUAGUAAAGAAAACAUUGAAAAUACUGAAUUAGCAGAUGAUAAAGAAAAGAAAAGGCAUAAGAAAAGUAAGAAAAAGAGUAAACAAUCAGAAGAAGAAGGAGAAAAGUUAGGGGAGGAUGAAAGAAAACAUAGUAAAAAGAAAAAGAAGAAAAAGUCUAAGAAAAGGAAGAAGUCUAAGCAUCAAGGAGAGAGUGAAAAUGAUAAAUCUGAUGCUGAAAAGGAAAGCAAAGAAAAGGAAAAAGGCGAAUCAGGUGUUUCUGGGAAAGAAUCUGAAAAUGAAAAGAAAGACAAAGAAAGUAAGAAAAAGAAGAAGAAAAGGAAGAAACAUAAGAGAAAAGAAAGUGGUAAAGAUGAAAGCAGUGAUAGUGAAGUGGAAAAAGUGGAGGCAGGAAAGACUGAAGUUUCUGAAGUGUCAGAUGUUACUGCACCUGUCAAACGAAAAUUUCCAGAAGGGGACUCUGAUGGUGAAAGUGAUAAAAUUGUUGCAAAAUUGCAGGCUUUGAGUCGAACAAAAGUUGGACAAAAACCACCUGUAGUUAACAAUCAGGUAUUGCCAAAAAAGAUAAAGAAAGAGCCUGUUGAUAGUACUGAAAAGAAAACACCCUCAGAUAGGAAAAGAAUGAAUAGUGAAUCAAGUGUGAAUGAAUCAACUACACCUGUAAAAAAGGCUAGGGUGACGCCAAAGGCUUCUGGUAUUAAAGAUAAUGUUCAUAUAGCAGCAAUUGCUCAGAUUGCUAAUGUCAAAGUUGAAAAGGAAGAAUCAUGGAGUAAAAUAGAAACUCAGACAACUGAUAAUGUGAAAUCUAAAUGGGAUACUAGUGAUAGUGAUAUGGACAAUGCACUAGAUGAAACUCUGAAAAAAGAAAAGGUGUUAAGAAAACGUGCAUCUGCAAGGGGUGGAGUUAAAAAGACUAAUAUACUGAAGGAUUUGAAAAGUCCUUCUGUUAAGAAUGGUGCAAAAACUGAUAAUGAACACAAGAAAAUUGUGAAUCAGAACUCAUCUCAGAGGUCAAAUAAGUCUAAUAUAUCUGCUGGCAGUGCUAAGUUAUUGAAUAAUAUAAAUGAUAAACCUGUAAGAAAAUCAAGGAAAGUAUCAAGAAGUCCUGCAUCUAGUCACAGUAGAUCAAGAUCUCGAAGUCAUAGGUCAUACUCCCAUUCAGGAAGUUCGUCUCGCUCAAGAAGUAGGUCAUAUAGCUCGUCAUCUUAUUACAGUGACGACUCUAGACAUUCACGACAUCGAAGAAGACGCUCAAGUUCUAGAUCCUACUCAAGAUCUAGCAGUCGAUCUCGUUCGCGAUCUUACCACAGACGAAGAGGCAGGUCAUCAAGCUAUUCAGACUACAGUCGAUCUCGUUCAUAUUCUUCAAGUCGGUCCAGAAGUAGAUCUCAUAGAAGGCGAAAACGAUCUUACACAAGAAGUAGAUCAAGAUCUUACAGUAGCAGUUCUUACAGCAGUAGGUCAAGAAGUAGAACAAGGUCAUACAGAAAAUCCAGGAGGAAAAAUAGAAGAAAAAAGAUUUUCUCAAAAGACAGGUCAUUAUCAGCUCCUCCAGUUGAGAAAGAAAUUACAACUAAAAAGAAAUCAGAUAAGGAUGAAAAAGUAAAAGAAGUAAAAGAAAAGGUUGACCCAUCUGAGAUACCUUUACCUGACUUAUCUGGAAAGAAAGAUGAUGAAAGAACUGAGGAGAAACUUCAGAAGUUGAAAGAAAAGAAACGCAGAACUGAUGUAGGAGAAACUGUUGCUAAACUUGUUGAGUCUUUACCUGCAGAUAUACCUCUUCCAUUCAGUGAAGGUGCCAGUAGAACUGUGUCCUCAGAUUCUCUGCCAUCAGGUCCACCAACUGAAGCUCCUAAAGAGACAGAUAGUGGAUUUAUUGGACCAAAGAUGCCAGGCCCUCCUCCACCUCCUCCUCACAUGGGUAGAGGAUUCCCACCUAAUCAUGGUCCACCUGGACCCCCAAGACCUGGUUAUAUGCAUGGACAAUGGGAUCAUUGGGAUGCUCCUGGUCCAUGGGAUGGCCCUGGACAUUGGGAUGGACCUAGGCCACCAUUUAGAGGAAUGAGACCACCUUAUGAUCCUAGAAUGUAUGGUCCUUAUGAUCCUAGACGGAGAGGUCCACCAUCACAUUACAUGAACCGACCAAGGGGACCACAUCCUUACAUGGGUCCAAGAUAUCCAGGCCCACCUGGCCCUCACCCUGAAUAUGGUUAUGAAUAUGGCGAGUAUGAUUAUGCUGAAGAUGAUGCCUCUAAAAGUAGCUCUCCACCACCAUUGCCGAAAGAUCCCCCUAAAGAAUCUUCACCUAAACCCCCUUUGCCAAAAAAGAAAGGUAAAGAUCAAACUGAACCUGAGCAGAAUCCAGACAUUGUGAUACCCCCGGAGCAAGCAGAGCAAUACAAGCAUCUACAGAAACAAGCUGCUAAGCAUGCUCGCAGGCAGUUAAGAAGACAAGCUAAAAAAGAGUUAGGAGAACCAGAUGAAGACUCCACUUCCUCGGAGUCAGAACCUGAAGAGCAGCCUGAAGAGGUAGUUGAAGAAGCUGUUGUAGAUGACACUCAAGCUCAGCUGGUAGCUGUCCCUCAACAGGUGAUACUUCAACCUCAGCCUGCGGGUAGCCCCUCUGGAGCAUACAUUAUCGUGAGUGGUGGUCAACAGUAUAUUGUACAGAAACCUCAUAUAGUACAGGCUGGUAUGCCUAUACAAGCUGGCCAGCCAGUGAUGGUGUCUCAGGGUGCUAUCAUGGCUAAGCGGCGGACAAUGGAGCACUCCUCCCCCAUUAGUUCGGGAAAAGUUCUGUAG
Messenger RNA from Ruditapes philippinarum (Manila clam), 4416 nucleotides. RefSeq names its product serine/arginine repetitive matrix protein 1-like. The transcript has 8 exons. The coding region runs from base 232 to 4416 and encodes 1394 amino acids. The record is from RefSeq and is a predicted model, not a curated record. Gene Ontology annotation, cellular component: nucleus. Lineage: Eukaryota; Metazoa; Mollusca; Bivalvia; Venerida; Veneridae.